Molecule: messenger RNA, 318 nt
Organism: Acaulospora morrowiae
Lineage: Eukaryota; Fungi; Glomeromycota; Glomeromycetes; Diversisporales; Acaulosporaceae
Source: the annotation of a GenBank genome assembly
AUGAAUAGUAACCGAAGUGCUGAAUUUCCUUCCGGCUCGAGACUUCGUGCUUGUCUCUUGUGUUCGCUGAUCAAGUAUGACGGCGAUCUUCAAGCCUCGCCAAUCAUGGAUAGCGUCUUCCAAAAAAGUGAGUACGUAUCAUUCAUCAAUAUUUCUCUAAAUUCUGAAUUAAACAUAUACAACAUUACUUACGCGCCUGGUCCAAUGGAAGAUAAUCUAUUGCCAGGUGUUUACGCCGUUAAAGUUCACGGUGAACUUCCUGAUUGGGCAAGGGAACUAGCCGAGGACGAAGGCAUACAAGUCAUCUCAAACGAUUAA